AUGACCGCUGUCCUCAACUCUAAUCCGACCCAUGCCCGUACGAUGGUCUCCCUACCAGCGCGAAAGCAACCGGUGCAUAGGACAGCUACUGAAUUGAAUCCAUCUGUGCACAUUUCGCUCUUAGCUGGUGCGAUUGCUGGUGGUGUGGAAGCAUCUGCGACAUAUCCGUUCGAGUUCGCGAAAACACGCGCCCAAUUGGUAGUGGGAGGCUCGAAAAACCCUUUUGCAAUUGUCGCACAGGUUGCGCGGAAUGACGGGUUUGGGGCAAUCUACACAGGAUGCUCAACACUAAUUAUAGGCACCGCCUUCAAGGCCAGUGUACGCUUCUUGUCUUUCGGUUCCAUUCGUAGCCGCCUUACGGAUGAGCGCGGCAUCUUAUCGCCUUCACGAGGCCUGCUCGCGGGCAUGUUGGUUGGUGUAGUUGAAAGUGCUGUCGCAGUCACGCCAUCAGAACGCAUCAAGACUGUACUCAUCGAUGCAAAGAGUGGAAACCGCCGAUACCGUGGUGGUUUUCAUGCAGCCAAAUCGAUUCUGAUGACACAAGGCCUACUAGGCAUGUAUCGCGGAUUUGCAUCAACAACGAUGAAGCAGUCUGCAGCGGAAUUAUCCUGCCGAAAUAAUCUUUCACAAAACAGCGUCACUACGUUCACUAUUGGCGCUCUUGCUGGCACAAUCAAGGUGUACGUGACGCAACCAUUCGAUACUAUUAAAACACGAGUGCAAAGCGCACAGGGUGCAAAAAUAAGCGGUGCAUUCCGAAGUAUCUUACUGGAAACAGGCAUACGAGGAUUUUGGCGUGGUUGCACAAUGCGCUUAGGUAGAUUGGUUUUCAGUGGAGGCAUUAUCUUCACUGUAUACGAGAAAGUCGUUAACGUGUGUGCAUAG
Bipolaris zeicola 26-R-13 is the source of this 885-nucleotide messenger RNA. RefSeq lists its product as uncharacterized. The record is from RefSeq and is a predicted model, not a curated record. The coding region runs from base 1 to 885 and encodes 294 amino acids. Gene Ontology annotation, biological process: mitochondrial citrate transmembrane transport. NCBI's taxonomy places the organism in Eukaryota, Fungi, Ascomycota, Dothideomycetes, Pleosporales, Pleosporaceae. The transcript is spliced from 2 exons.